This is a messenger RNA of Carica papaya (papaya), 1954 nucleotides long. RefSeq names its product RING/U-box superfamily protein. The record is from RefSeq and is a predicted model, not a curated record. NCBI's taxonomy places the organism in Eukaryota, Viridiplantae, Streptophyta, Magnoliopsida, Brassicales, Caricaceae. Gene Ontology annotation, molecular function: ubiquitin-protein transferase activity.
GGCCCGAAAUCCAGCUUUUGAGGGACACAGACACAACUUAAGAGAGAGAGAAGCGAUUUUCCAUUUUCGAUUUCAUCAUCGAAAGAAAAUUUUCCAUAUCCCGAAAUCUAUUCUCCGUUUCUCUCUGUCUUUUGCUGCGAAAGCAAAUCCUCUGAUUCAAUUCGGGUCUCCCUUCAAGAUAAUUUAUUAAGAGCCCCGUUUAGUUUCUCCAUCAUCCUUUUUAAAGCUCGUUUUGGUACGAUUUGCAGAGAAAGAGGAGAUUCGAGACGAUUCCGUUUUCUUGCUAUCCGGGGAGAGAAUUUAGGGUUUGAGAUUUGGGUUCUCAUUUUUAUUUAUCGGGUCCUGAUUUUUUUGGUUUUGGUUUUGGUUUGGUUUGGUUUGGUUUGGUUUUUAAUUAUGGGGUUAGGAAGUAAUAAUCAUAACGAUGACGAUGCGCUUGUUGACGAUGCUGAUGGCGGCGGCGGCGGCGGCGGUGAUUGUGGUAAUGGAGGUAAGUCGUUUGGCUCCGUAUCGUGCUCGAUUUGCCUCGAGACCGUCACUGAUAAUGGGGAUCGGUCGUGGGCUAAACUUCAAUGCGGUCACCAAUUUCAUCUGGAUUGCAUUGGUUCAGCCUUUAAUGUGAAGGGUGCGAUGCAGUGCCCUAACUGCCGGAAAAUUGAGAAAGGGCAAUGGCUUUAUGCAAAUGGUUAUCGGUCAUUUCCUGAGUUUAGCAUGGAUGAUUGGACUCAUGAUGAGGAUCUUUAUGAUCUUGGCUCUUCAGAAAUGUCUUUCGGAUUUCACUGGUGUCCAUUUAGCUUAACGAGGCUUCCUUCAUCAUUUGAGGAUGGAGAAUUUUCAUCCAGCACAUAUCAUGACCACUUGGUACAACAUGCUAUCUUUGCCGAACAUACAGCCGUAUCAUCUGCUACUCACCCAUGUCCUUAUAUUGCUUACUUUGGCCCAGUUCAUCCCUCUUCUUCAAAUUCUAGUGGAAGUAUUUCAGAUAGUUCCAAUUUCAACAACCACUGGACUAGUCCAUCGAUGCCUGGUGAAAUGGCUACUUCCUAUGGUUUUCCUGCUGCCAUGGAUCUCCAUUAUCAUACGUGGGACCACCAUUCUCCGUUCUCUUCAUCCAGCAGUCGAAUGGGAAACACUGAGCAGCUUACAGGUCCACCUGUCCCUCAAAGAUCUGCCAGGACCAGCUCUGAUGUACCGAGAUCAGGAUCCUUUGUACAUCCCUUCCUUUUUGGUCACAGUUCAAGUGCUAGAGCUGGUAGUUCCGCUGCUUCCUCAAUGAUUCCUCCUUACCCAGGCAGCAAUGCCAAUGCCCGUGCCCGUGAUAGAGUACAAGCUCUCCAGGCAUACUAUCAACAGCAGCAACCUAGCAAUUCUCCAGCUGUUCGCUCACCUAUGAUUUCUGGUACAAGACGAUCAAAUAGAGGUAUCGCUCAAGUAGGGCCAGUAGCCUCAUCGUCUGAUCAUGCAGGUGCAUUUUAUUUUGUCCCAUCAAGUACAUCAAGCCGUAACUUCCAAGAGGCAGAAAAUCCUUUACACACUAGGUUCCAUGGAUGGGAGAGGGAGCACUUGCCAUCAUUUUCUAUAAACCAAGUUGAUAGAGAUUCAGGUUGGAGUACAUUCCCUGGGGGUGGUUCAGAUCCUGGCAUGAGGUCCAGCAGCUUCCGCCAAAGACAUGGAUCCGAGAGGAUGUCAUCGCAAAGUCGGUCAUAAACUUCCUUUAUGCUUAAUUUCAGUGAAGCGAACUUACCAGUAAUGUCACUGGAACAAAAGUUAUGUAUGCUUGAGAAACGAUAUAUAAUGCUUGGAGUCUUGUCUACCCUGACAAGACUCAAAAAAAACUGUUGAGUGGCACCGAAGAACGAUCAUUUUGGUAGCCACAUGGCGGUGUGAUGGACUUUCGCUUCCCCUUAUUUUGCACUUUUGAGGAUAUAAAAUAAGAUGCACAUGUUGGACAGAA